Messenger RNA from Manis pentadactyla (Chinese pangolin), 978 nucleotides. Its product is annotated as olfactory receptor 51T1. Bases 1 to 978 code for a protein of 325 amino acids. The record is from RefSeq and is a predicted model, not a curated record. Gene Ontology annotation, cellular component: membrane. The transcript has a single exon. Lineage: Eukaryota; Metazoa; Chordata; Mammalia; Pholidota; Manidae. Gene Ontology annotation, biological process: G protein-coupled receptor signaling pathway. Gene Ontology annotation, molecular function: G protein-coupled receptor activity; olfactory receptor activity.
AUGGCAAUUUUCAAUAACACCACAUCACCCCCCACAGACUUCCUCCUCACUGCGUUCCCUGGGCUGGAACUUGAUCAUGUGUGGAUGUCCAUCCCUGUCUGCUGUCUCUACAUCAUUGCCCUCUUGGGAAACAGCAUGAUACUGUUUGUCAUCGUUGCUGAGCGAAAUCUCCACAAGCCCAUGUACUACUUCCUUUCCAUGCUGUCAGCUGUUGAUCUAUGUCUGACUAUCUCGACCCUCCCUACUGUGCUUGGGGUUCUCUGGUUUCAUGCUCGGGAGAUCAGUUUUAAAGCUUGCCUCAUUCAGAUGUUCUUUGUACAUGCCUUCUCCUGGAUCGAGUCCUCGGUGCUGGUAGCCAUGGCCUUUGAUCGCUUCAUGGCUAUCUGCAACCCACUGAAGUAUGCCACUGUCCUCACAGAUGUGAUGAUCGUGGCAAUUGGAAUGAUUAUCUGCAUACGGCAAGUGACUGUCCUCUUCCCCAUGGUUCUUGUCUUGAAGAAUGUGUCUUUCCAAGGAGGCGGGGAGCUUUCCCACCCAUUUUGCUUCCACCCAGAUGUGAUCAAAUACACAAAAUCCAACCCCUGGAUCAACAGCUUCUUGGGCUUGUUUCUCCAGCUCUACCUAACUGGUACAGACUUAUUAUUCAUUCUUUUCUCCUAUGUUUUGAUUCUCCGUACUGUCCUGAGCAUCGUGGCCCCUAGGAAGCAACAAAAAGCUCUCAGCACUUGUGUCUGUCACAUCUGUGCUGUCACUGUUUUCUAUGUGCCAAUGAUCAGCCUGUCCUUUGCACACCGCCUCCUUAGCUCCACCCCAAGCACAGUCUGUAGCAUUUUGGCCAAUAUUUAUUUGCUCCUACCCCCUGUACUAAACCCUAUCAUUUACAGCUUGAAGAACAAGAUGAUCCGCAAGGCUGUGCUCCAGCUGCUCCAAUCGAAAGGUUCACAGGGCCCCAAUAUGAGGGGUCUUAGAGGAGGGUGA